Molecule: messenger RNA, 3561 nt
Organism: Triticum dicoccoides
Lineage: Eukaryota; Viridiplantae; Streptophyta; Magnoliopsida; Poales; Poaceae
Exons: 9
Coding region: 137-3445 (1102 amino acids)
Biological process (GO): dipeptide transport; transmembrane transport
Cellular component (GO): membrane
Molecular function (GO): dipeptide transmembrane transporter activity; tripeptide transmembrane transporter activity
Source: RefSeq, a predicted model, not a curated record
UCAUAAAUGCUGUUCAUCGAUCCGGGCACUGCUCGCUCGCGAUCAGCCGGACACGUCUCGCCUUGCACGCGACGCCUGGCGCCGGCACCACGUCCCGAUCGAUCAGCCUACAUAAAGCGGCGAGCUGACAUACACCAUGCCUCAUCGGAGCCUGCUCGCCCGCGCACACUCGGAAGACGACGCAGACGCCGCCAUGGGGGACGCCGUCGCUGGCGCCGUCGACUACCGCGGCCGGCCCGCCUCCCGCGCCGCCACCGGCGGCUGGAAGUCCUCGGUGUUCGUCAUGGCAAUGGAGAUCGCCGAGCGGUUCGCGUACAAGGGCGUGGCGGCGAACCUCAUCACGUACCUCACGGGGCCGCUGGGCCAGCCCAUGGCGCGCGCGGCGGCGUCCAUCGACGCGUGGAAGGGCGUCUCCCAGAUGCUGCCGCUGCCGGUGGCCUGCGUCGCCGACGCCUGGCUCGGCCGCUACCGGGCCAUCGUCCUCGCCUCCAUCCUCUUCGUCGUGAGCAUGGGCACGCUGUCGCUGUCGUCGGCGUUCCACAUCUUCCGCUCCGGCGGCCACGUGGCCGUCUUCUACGUCGCGCUCUACCUGGUGGCGCUGGGCGAGGGCGCGCACAAGCCCUGCGCGCAGGCGUUCGCGGCCGACCAGUUCGACGAGAAGGACCCCAAGGAGAACGUGGCAAGGAGCUCCUUCUUCAACUGGUGGUACUUCGGCAUGUGCGCCGGCACCGCCGUCACCACCAUGGUCUCCAGCUACGUCCAGGACAACGUCGGCUGGGGCCUCGGCUUCGGUAUCCCCUGCAUCGUCAUCCUCGUCUCCCUCGCCGUCUUCCUCAUUGGCACCCCCUCCUACCGCUACUACACCACCAAGGAGCCCAGCCCCGUCGCCCGCGUCGGCAAGGCGCUCCUGGUGCUGAUCAAGAGCUGGAGAUCGAAGCACCGUACCAAUCCGGCGAGCGGCAAGGUGGAGGCCCAUAAGAACUCCGACGAGGACCUCGUGGAGGAGGUGAGGAGCGUCUUCCGCCUGCUGCCCAUCUGGGCCUCCUGCAUAAUCUACGCCAUCAUCUUCUCCCAGACCUCCACCUUCUUCACCAAGCAGGCGGCCACGCUGGACCGCCGGAUCGGCCCCAACUUCAAGGUGCCGCCGGCGGCGCUGCAGACCUUCAUCAGCGUCAGCAUCGUGGCCUUCAUCCCGGUCUACGACCGUCUCUUCGUGCCGCUCGCGCGCCGCUACACGGGGCGGCCCACGGGCAUCACCAUGCUGCAGAGGGUCGGCGCCGGCCUCUCCCUCUCCCUCGUCGCCGUCGUGCUCUCGGCGCUCGUGGAGAUGAAGCGGCUCGCCGUCGCCAGGGACGCCGGCCUGCUGGACGCCCCCAAGGCUUCUCACCUGCCCAUGACGCUCUGGUGGAUGGUGCCGCAGUACGUCCUCAUCGGCGUCUCCGACGUGUUCGCCAUGAUCGGCCUCCAGGAGUUCUUCUACGACCAGGUCCCCGACGCCGUGCGCAGCCUCGGCCUCGCGCUCUUCCUCAGCAUCUUCGGCGUCGGCCACCUCCUCAGCAGCUUCCUCAUCUCCGUCAUCGACAGGGCCACGGCCAGGCGCGGCGCCAGCUGGUUCUCCAACAACCUCAACCGCGCGCACCUCGACUACUUCUACUGGCUGCUCGCCGGGCUCUGCGUCGUCGAGCUCGUCGCCUUCUUCUUCUUCUCGCGAGCCUAUGUCUACAAGAAGAAGAGCGACGAUGGCGAUUACAGGGGAGGUGAUGCUGAUGCUACAUUGGUGGAAAGUAAAAGUCUAACUGGUAGUACUGGAGUGUGUUUAAGGCCUGCCGAACGUAGCACUUCGCAAAAUUCCCUCUCAGACGGGGAAGGAAUGGACUCCGGCGCGCUCCUGCCUCCGGGUGAGCCGUCAACCAACGGCAAAUCCGGCGGCCGCGGCGGAUGGCCAGCCGCACUCUUCCUGAUAGUGGUGGAGUUCGUGGAGCGCGUCGGCUUCUACGGCGUGCAGGGCAACCUGAUCACGUACCUCACCGGCCCGCUGGGUCUGUCCACCGCGUCGGCCGCGGCCGGCGUGAACGCCUGGGCCGGCACCGCGUCGAUGCUGCCGCUGCUCGGCGCGCUCGCCGCCGACUCCUGGAUCGGCCGGUACCGGGCCAUCGUGGCCGCCGGCGUCCUCUACCUCGUGAGCUUUGGGAUGCUGACGGUCUCAUCCAUGGUGCCACCACGUCAACCUCAACCAGCGGCAUCCCCUCCCCGCGCGGCGUUCUUCUACGCCACGAUCUACGUGGUGGCGCUGGCGCAGGGCUUCCACAAGCCCAACGCGCAGGCCCUAGGCGCGGACCAGUUCCCCCGGAGCUCCCCGGACAGCAUCGCGUCCCGGAGCUCUUUCUUCAACUGGCUCCACUUCUCCAUGUCGUGGGGCUUCAUCGUCGCCGUCGUCGCGCUGAGCUACGUGCAGGACAACGUCGGCUGGGCCGCCGGGUUCGGCGUGUGCUGGGCCAUGAUGCUCGUGUCCCUGUCCAUGUUCUUGCUCGGCACGGGCACGUACCGUGUCACGGAGCAGCCGCGCGACCGCCGUGCUCUCGCGCGGCUCACGAAAACGUUGGCUGCCACGGCGCGUACAUGGACGGACAUGGUCUUUCGCCGCAGCGACGGCGCCAUGGACGGUGAAUGUUUACUGAGGCCAAAAGAGCAGGAAGGCAAGGGGGUCAUGGUGAAGCUGCUUCCGAUAUGGAUGACCAGCGUCGUGUACGCAAUGGUGGUCGUGCAGGUGUCCACUCUGUUCACCAAGCAGGGCAGCACCAUGGACCGGCGCAUCGGCGCGGCCACAGGCCUAGUCGUGCCCCCGGCGGCGCUGCAGAGCUUCGUCGGCCUCGCCAUCAUCGCCUCCGUCCCCAUCUACGACCGCGCCUUCGUGCCCCUCGCUCGGCGCGUCACCAAGCACCCCUCCGGGAUCACCAUGCUCCAGCGCAUCGGCGCCGGCAUGGCCAUCGCGUCCGUCGCCAUGGCCGUGGCAGCGCUCGUGGAAGCCGCGCGCCUCCGCGCGGCGAGGGACGCCGGCCUGGUCGACAGUCCGGGGAUGGCGGUGCCGAUGAGCCUGUGGUGGAUGGUGCCGCAGUACGUGCUGCUGGGCCUCGCCAACGUGUUCACCAUGGUGGGCCUGGAGGAGUUCUUCUACGACCAGGUGCCCGACGCGCUCCGGAGCGUGGGGCUCGCGCUCUGCAUGAGCAUCAUGGGCGUGGGGAACUACGCCAGCGGCAUGCUCGUCUCGGCGAUCGACUGGGCGACGAGGCGCACCGGGGAGAGCUGGUUCUCGGACAACCUCAACCGCGCGCACCUCGACUAUUUCUACUGGGUUCUGGCCGGGGUCGCCGCUCUGGAGGUGCUCGUUUUUUUGUAUUUCUCCAGGAGAUACGACUACACUGACAAACGCGAGCUUGUAACGUAGAAAUGCGUCUCAUCCCGGAAGAAACAAUCGGUCUGCAUCUCAUGCUUCACUUGGCGGAACAUUUCUUGAUCUGUACUUCAUUCUAAUAAUACAAAAAUAGUUACUGGUUUGAUUUA